This is a messenger RNA of Didymella exigua CBS 183.55, 2011 nucleotides long. RefSeq names its product SET domain-containing protein. The coding region runs from base 366 to 1796 and encodes 476 amino acids. NCBI's taxonomy places the organism in Eukaryota, Fungi, Ascomycota, Dothideomycetes, Pleosporales, Didymellaceae. The transcript is spliced from 4 exons. Gene Ontology annotation, cellular component: nucleus. The record is from RefSeq and is a predicted model, not a curated record. Gene Ontology annotation, biological process: peptidyl-lysine monomethylation. Gene Ontology annotation, molecular function: protein binding; protein-lysine N-methyltransferase activity.
CGUUCGCAACAGUGCUUGGCCAGAGCCUAUCGCAUGCACGGUUUGCGGUGAGGCCAGCCCCUGUCCCCGCCACCUGUUUUCUGUUUGUUUUUCUGCGGUACCCACGUGCUCGUUCGGCGGGCCUCAUCCCAAGCUUAAGGGUCGCAGGAGAUUGCCAUCACUUAGGGAACCGUAGCAACCUCGCUGCACAGGUUGGGAGAGUAUAUGACAUCACAGGGUCCAUCGUCGAUCUUUGCAAGAGCAUCAGGCCCUGCGUGGCGGUACACUACACGCAGUAGCACCAGUCAGCCUUGCUAACGUGUACCCUUUGCAGGUGUCAUUGCAGAUCCUGCGCUGCUGCCACGAGCUGUCGUUGUCACACCAGCAUGAUCCGUACCGGCAGGGCCCACGGGUGGCUCAAGCAGCCAAUUGACACUCUCUCAACAUGGGCAACCUUCCACGGUGUUUCCUUUAAUGGCAUCAAAAUCGGUCCCUUGCCAGGCUUUGAAGACAGAGGUUCGACCGUCAUCGCGGACCGUAAGCUUGAGGGAGGCAAAGUGGAGCCUCUUCUCGUGGUGCCGAAAGAGCUCAUCAUAUCGCGACAGAACAUUGAGUUGUUCGCAAAGUCGGAUCGUCACUUACGCGAAGUGCUCGAGGCCGCAGGAGACUUUGGAAGGACAACCAGAGGUGCGGUACUUAUCUUCCUUCUUAUGCAAGCGACUAUCUGCUGUCCGGAUAUCAAAGAUGUUGGCGUGCUAAAUCCUCUCACCGAAUACAUCAAGUACCUUCCAGAUGAGCUUCUGCCAACAUUCUGGUCUGAAGAGGAGCAAGAAUUGCUCACAGGCACAACCUUGCAGCCAGCAGUACGUGCAAAGCUCAACAGCUUGCUGCGUGAGUUUGAGCUUGUACGAACCGCCACAGAGAAGAUUGAGUGGUGCGCAAGGUACUGGUGGGAUGAAGACACUGGUCUUGUCAACUUUGACGACUGGAUGUGUGUCGAUGCAAUGUACCGAUCCAGAGCGUUAGAGUUCCCGGGUGUAGGUGACUGCAUGUGUCCAUGUGUGGAUAUGGCGAACCAUGCCUCUGGUGACGCCACUGCCGCUCUCUAUGAGACAGAUGAAGAUGGUGACGGUCUACUCCUGCUCCGGCCUGGCAAAGACAUAGGUAAAGAUGGAGAGAUCACCAUAACAUACGGAGACGACAAAGGGGCUUGUGAGAACAUCUUCUCGUAUGGCUUCCUCGAGGACUCUAUGGCUUCAGCAAAGGUCAUGCUUCUGAAUAUUGACAUUCCAGACGACGACCCUCUACGUCCUGCGAAGAUGUUUGUCUCCACAGCAGCACCAGGCUUCCGACUUUUUGAGAAGGAUGGAGCCAUCGACUGGGAAAGCGACUUCAUCUGGCUUGUAAUAGUCAACGAAGAAGACGGACUGGACUUCAAGGUCAGACAGACUGUCGAGGGCAAGCGUGAGAUCCAAUCUCUUUGGAGAGACGAGGAGCUACGCGACACCAGCAAGCUACGGGAGCACCUGCAUGGGGACCCGUUAUGGGACGUUUAUCACCUUCGAGCUACGGUGUUGCUCCAGGGUCGCGUGGAUGUGCAGAUUGCGCUUUUAAAAGCAGUAGGGAAUCCAUCUAGAGAAGCAACGAUACGCCAGUUUCCCUGGAGCCUUGCGAGCCGACUCCGUAACCUGGAAAUGGACAUGCUCGAAAGGGCUACGGACGCACUUGAAAGUCAGAAAUCGAGACUCUUGGAGUCUGCAGUCGUCCAGCAGUAUCUUGGUCUCGGUGAGGAGUCCGAGGAGGUCGAUUUCACUUGAGCUGGCAGAAAUCACCGGCCUGGGGACUUUCUACGUUAACAAGUCCUGUCACGGGAAAGAUGUGCAGGGACUGAUGUACUGGCAUGUUUGACGUGCCGAUCAGGGCAGUCUUACCAAUACAGUAACUUUUAGACCCGUGAAAACUCCAUUCAUACAACACUUGGAAUUUAACCACAAAGUGUUCUCCCCUUUGGGGCAAUUGCCUCCAGUCUAAC